Molecule: messenger RNA, 3211 nt
Organism: Mus caroli (Ryukyu mouse)
Lineage: Eukaryota; Metazoa; Chordata; Mammalia; Rodentia; Muridae
Gene: Tmc2
Product: transmembrane channel like 2
Biological process (GO): detection of mechanical stimulus involved in sensory perception of sound; vestibular reflex
Cellular component (GO): plasma membrane
Molecular function (GO): voltage-gated calcium channel activity; mechanosensitive monoatomic ion channel activity
Source: RefSeq, a predicted model, not a curated record
UGCAAGAGUGGCCAAGUUUGCUGGGCAUGGUGGCACACGCCUUUAAUCCCAGCACUCGGGAAGCAGAGGCAGGCGAAUUUCUGAGUUCAAGGCCAGCUUGAUCUACAAAGUGAGUUCCAGGACAGCCAGGGCUACACAGAGAAACCCUGUCUCGAAAAACCAAAUAUAUAUAUAUAUAUUGGCCAAGUUUGUUCCAGAGGCCCCUAAUUGCCGUCAGGUUCCAGGAAGAGGCCAGUGACCAUGACAGCAGGAAGUCACCCCAGGCCGGGCAGUAUAUGAAGACAUGAGCCAAUGUGAGGGCCUUGAAACUCUGGUAACCAUGAGCCCCCAGUUAAAGAGCCUGGAUGAGGAAGGUGACAAGUCAGCAAGAAGACCCACAAGGAAACAAACCUCCAGAGCUGCAUGUCCCCAAGACAGGCACCGAGCCCAAUCUAGCCAGAAGGAUCCUGCUAAGGGUAGCCCAAGACCAGGGUCUUCCCGGAAGAAACAGAUGGAACAUGGAAGCUAUCACAAGGGGUUGCGGGGACAGAAACCACGCAAGGUGGAGAGGCCUUCCCAGGGGAGGAAGAAGGACCGGAGAACUUCACUUAAGGAGCAGAGAGCGUCUCCAAAGGAGAGGGAGGCUCUGAGGAAGGAGGAGGGCAAGCAGCUGAGAAAGCCCAGAUCCACUUCCUUGGGCUCCAGUGUCUCUACUGGAGACUCCCUGUCUGAGGAGGAGCUGGCUCAGAUCCUGGAACAGGUAGAAGAAAAAAAGAAGCUCAUCACCACCGUGAGGAACAAGCCCUGGCCCAUGGCAAAGAAGCUGAGGGAACUCAGGGAAGCCCAAGCCUUUGUGGAGAAGUAUGAAGGAGCCUUGGGGAAAGGCAAGGGCAAACACCUCUACGCCUACAGGAUGAUGAUGGCUAAGAAAUGGGUCAAGUUUAAGAGGGACUUUGAUAAUUUCAAGACUCAAUGUAUUCCCUGGGAAAUGAAGAUCAAGGACAUUGAAAGUCACUUCGGUUCUUCUGUGGCAUCUUACUUCAUCUUUCUCCGAUGGAUGUAUGGAGUUAACCUCGUCCUUUUUGGCUUAAUAUUUGGUCUAGUCAUCAUCCCAGAGGUGCUGAUGGGCAUGCCCUAUGGAAGUAUACCCAGAAAGACGGUGCCUCGAGCUGAGGAAGAGCGAGCCAUGGACUUCUCUGUCCUUUGGGAUUUUGAGGGCUACAUCAAAUAUUCUGCUCUCUUCUAUGGCUACUACAACAACCAACGGACCAUUGGAUGGCUGAGGUACAGGCUGCCCAUGGCUUACUUUAUGGUGGGGGUCAGCGUGUUUGGCUACAGCUUGAUGAUCGUCAUUAGGUCGAUGGCCAGCAAUACCCAGGGUAGCACCAGCGAGGGGGACAGUGACAGCUUCACAUUCAGCUUCAAGAUGUUCACCAGCUGGGACUACCUCAUUGGGAACUCAGAGACAGCAGACAACAAAUAUGUCUCCAUCACUACCAGCUUCAAGGAGUCUAUAGUGGACGAACAAGAGAGUAACAAAGAGGGGAAUAUCCACCUCACAAGAUUCCUCCGAGUCCUGGCCAACUUUCUCAUUCUCUGCUGUCUGUGUGGAAGCGGGUACCUCAUUUACUUUGUGGUGAAAAGGUCCCAGGAGUUCUCCAAAAUGCAAAAUGUCAGCUGGUAUGAAAGGAAUGAGGUGGAGAUCGUGAUGUCUCUGCUAGGGAUGUUUUGUCCCCCUCUGUUUGAAACCAUUGCUGCCUUGGAGAAUUAUCACCCACGAACUGGGCUGAAGUGGCAGCUGGGCCGCAUCUUUGCCCUCUUCCUGGGAAACCUCUACACGUUUCUCCUGGCCCUCAUGGACGAUGUCCACCUUAAGCUUUCUAAUGAGGAGAAAAUCAAGAACAUCACUCAUUGGACCCUGUUUAACUAUUACAAUUCCUCAGGUGGGAAUGAGAGUGUGCCCCGGCCACCACCACACCCUGCAGACGUGCCCAGAGGUUCUUGCUGGGAGACAGCUGUGGGCAUUGAGUUUAUGAGGCUGACCGUGUCUGACAUGCUGGUAACAUACCUCACCAUCUUGGUCGGGGAUUUCCUCCGAGCUUGUUUUGUCCGGUUCAUGAAUCACUGCUGGUGUUGGGACCUCGAGGCUGGUUUUCCCUCAUAUGCCGAGUUUGAUAUUAGUGGAAAUGUGUUGGGUUUGAUCUUCAACCAAGGAAUGAUCUGGAUGGGCUCCUUCUAUGCUCCAGGACUGGUGGGCAUCAAUGUCCUGCGCCUGUUGACCUCCAUGUACUUCCAGUGCUGGGCAGUGAUGAGCAGCAACGUUCCGCACGAGCGUGUGUUUAAAGCCUCCCGAUCCAACAACUUCUACAUGGGCCUGCUGCUGUUGGUGCUCUUCCUCAGCCUCCUGCCUGUGGCCUACACCGUCAUGUCUCUCCCACCCUCGUUUGACUGUGGCCCCUUCAGUGGGAAAAACAGAAUGUACGAUGUCCUCCACGAGACCAUCGAGAACGACUUCCCUAAGUUCCUGGGCAAGAUCUUUGCGUUCCUUGCCAACCCAGGCCUGAUCAUUCCAGCCAUCCUGCUAAUGUUUCUGGCCAUUUACUACCUGAAUUCAGUUUCAAAAAGUCUUUCCAGAGCUAAUGCCCAGCUGCGAAAGAAGAUCCAAGCGCUCCGUGAAGUUGAGAAGAACCAUAAAUCCAUCAAGGGAAAAGCCAUAGUCACAUAUUCAGAGGACACAACCAAGAACAGCUCCAAAAAUGCCACCCAGAUGCAUCUUACUAAAGAAGAGCCCACAUCUUACUCUCCCAGCCAAAUCCAGACCCUGGACAAGAAAGCGCAGGGCCCCCACACCUCCAGUACUGAGGGCGGGGCCUUGCCAUCUACCUCCUGGCACCAUGUUGGGUCUCAGCCACCGAGAGUCAGACGAGAUUCUGGCCAACCCCAGUCUCAGACUUACACAGGCAGGUCACCUUCUGGAAAGAGAACCCAGAGGCCUCAUAACUGAUUUUCUGGCAUUCAUGGGUGUCCCAGUCCUGGGCUUGAAUCUCUACUGUUUUAUAUAUCUCUUCCCUUCUCAUCUCACAUAUACACAUGUUUCCCUAUGGCUUAUGUAACAUAUGAACUUUAAUCCUUGCUUCCAGCCCUUGAUUACUACCUAAAGGGAAGAGCAAUGGACCUCACACACUAGCAGUUUUCCUUGGCUCCAGACUUGGGGAGGCAGGGAUGAGGCCAU